AUGGAGGGGGCCAAAGUGGCAGUUGUCUAUUUGCCGGCUGAGGAGGAAGACGCACAGCAUACAAAGGCUCAGGUCGAAAAGAAUGGCGGUGAAAUUCUCCUCAUUGCUAGUGACCUAAGCAACUCGAUCAAUUGCAAAGAUGUCGCAGAAAGGGUAAAGGCUGCAUUUGGCACAAUCCAUAUUCUAGUUAAUAAUGCUGGUACUCGAAAUGAAAAGGGAAGCAUUUCUGAUAUUUCCGAAGAGCAAUGGGCUUCUACCUUUCGCGUUAAUAUUGAUUCUUUCUUCUAUCUAACCAAAGCUAUACUACCAUCUAUGGCUCAAAAUGGUUCCAUUAUCAAUAGCGCUUCGGUAGACUCAUAUAUCGGUGUCCCCAGCAGACUCGACUAUGCCACAACCAAGGGCGCUAUAACUGCUUUCACUCGCUCACUCUCCAAUGACCUGGUUAAGAAGGGUAUUCGAGUGAACGCUGUAGCUGCUGGUCCUGUUUGGACACCUUUGGUUGCGUCGGGUGUUGAUAAACCUGGGCAACACGGACAUGGCUUAGGAAAUUGGACGCCAAUGGGCAGAGUGGGCCAACCUGUCGAGAUUGCCACCAGCUAUGUCUUUCUCGCAGCAAAUGAGUCUCAGUUCAUGAGUGGGCAGACACUGCAUCCAAACGGGGGUAUUGUGGUCAAUGGCUGA
This is a messenger RNA of Pochonia chlamydosporia 170, 681 nucleotides long. RefSeq names its product oxidoreductase, short-chain dehydrogenase/reductase family. The transcript is spliced from 2 exons. The record is from RefSeq and is a predicted model, not a curated record. Gene Ontology annotation, molecular function: oxidoreductase activity. Lineage: Eukaryota; Fungi; Ascomycota; Sordariomycetes; Hypocreales; Clavicipitaceae. The coding region runs from base 1 to 681 and encodes 226 amino acids.